Aethalodelphis obliquidens (Pacific white-sided dolphin) is the source of this 5604-nucleotide messenger RNA. It is a transcript of the gene KANSL3, whose product is annotated as KAT8 regulatory NSL complex subunit 3. The record is from RefSeq and is a predicted model, not a curated record. Gene Ontology annotation, cellular component: NSL complex. Gene Ontology annotation, biological process: positive regulation of transcription by RNA polymerase II. Lineage: Eukaryota; Metazoa; Chordata; Mammalia; Artiodactyla; Delphinidae. The transcript has 20 exons. The coding region runs from base 750 to 3089 and encodes 779 amino acids.
CUGGUGUUUCUGGAUCAUAGCUAUGCCAAGCCGUGGAGUGCCCACCCAGAUGCCAGUAGUGCCCGCCCCACCCGCAUGCUCUUUGUUACUCCCCGGAGGCAGCACGAAAGUACCAUGUGAGUUUGGGCUUCUCUCCUAAGGGUGGCCAUUGCCCUAACUGGGCAGUGAUCAGAUUUGGAGAUUAGAGCGGAUUUUACUGUGGGAGAUGGUAAAGGGGGGGUGGGGCUUGGAUGUUUAAUUCAGGCAUCACUGUUAAACAUCGUGAGGUUAUCAGGCCUAUAUGUGGACACCUACAUCAAGACAUCUAAUGAGUUAGGAAAGCAAGAUGUUCAAAGGAAAGCAAACAACUUAGAUAACAGGACUUGUCUGGGAAGAGAAAUUGAAGAGGAUUGUUUCAACUGUGAAGAAAAAGACUGAAGAGUUGACUUUUAAACAUUGCCACCUAGGAUUAGACUCAUUCCUUUAGUCCAGUGAUCUGGCUCCAACACUGGCAGCAAUAACCUUUUUACAGUAAUUCGAUUUGCUUUUCCUGGCUUCACCUGGAAAGUUGAGGAGCAUAUGCCCCAGGACCUUGCUUUCUGUCUUAGCUUGUUACAGAACUGUCACCAUGGGUUGAUCUUAACCCUUCCUAGGUCUGGUUACAUAUUCAGCCCGCCUACAUUAUAGGCGAGUCAGAUGUCCCAAUAGAUGUGGAGACAGUCACGUCAACCCCUGUGCCACUUUAUGACAAUCAGAAGGCACGCAGCGUGAUGAAUGAGUGUGAACGGCAUGUCAUCUUCGCCAGGACCGAUGCGGAUGCACCUCCCCCUCCAGAGGACUGGGAGGAGCAUGUCAACAGGACUGGCUGGACAAUGGCCCAGAACAAGCUAUUCAACAAGAUCCUCAAAGCCCUGCAGUCUGAUCGGCUUGCCCGCUUGGCCAACGAAGGGGCUUGUAACGAGCCAGUGCUGCGCCGUGUUGCCGUGGACAAGUGUGCGAGGAGAGUGCGGCAAGCUCUGGCGAGUGUGAGCUGGGACACCAAGCUGGUCCAGUGGCUGCACACCACCCUGGUGGAGACCUUGAGUCUGCCCAUGCUGGCCGCCUACCUGGAUGCUUUGCAGACACUGAAAGGGAAGAUCCCUACCUUGAUUGACCGGAUGCUCGUGUCGUCCAACACGAAGACCGGGGCUGCUGGAGCUGAGGCCUUGUCCCUCCUACUGAAGAGGCCCUGGGACCCCGCUGUGGGAGUGCUCUCUCAUAACAAACCAAGCAAACUCCCCGGCUCUCCUCUCAUUCUCAUUGCCUCCUCCGGGCCCUCCAGCUCCGUGUUCCCCACCUCGCGCCGCCACCGCUUCUGGCAGUCUCAGCUGUCCUGCUUAGGCAAGGUCAUCCCUGUUGCCACGCAUCUGCUGAACAAUGGUAGUGGAGUAGGAGUUCUGCAGUGUCUGGAGCACAUGAUUGGGGCAGUGCGAAGCAAAGUGCUAGAGAUUCACAGCCAUUUCCCGCACAAACCCAUUAUCUUGAUUGGCUGGAAUACAGGAGCCUUGGUGGCCUGUCACGUGUCGGUGAUGGAAUACGUCACUGCAGUUGUCUGCCUUGGGUUUCCUCUGCUUACCGUGGAUGGCCCCAGAGGGGAUGUGGAUGAUCCCCUCUUGGAUAUGAAGACUCCAGUCCUCUUUGUCAUUGGUCAGAAUUCCCUGCAGUGUCACCCUGAAGCCAUGGAAGACUUCCGGGAGAAGAUUCGGGCUGAGAACAGCUUGGUGGUGGUUGGGGGAGCUGAUGAUAAUCUCAGAAUAAGCAAAGCAAAGAAGAAAUUGGAAGGGUUGACUCAGAGCAUGGUGGACAGAUGUAUUCAGGAUGAGAUUGUGGACUUCCUGACUGGAGUGCUCACUCGCGCGGAGGGGCACGUGGGCUCGGAGCCUCGGGAUCAAGAUGCUGAGAAGAAGAAGAAGCCCCGGGACGUGGCCCGCAGAGACCUGGCCUUUGAGGUCUCUGAGCGGGGCAGUCGACCUGCGUCACCAGCUGCCAAGCUACCUGCCUCACCCUCAGGCUCGGAGGAUCUCUCCAGUGUGUCCAGCAGCCCCACCUCCAGUCCCAAGACCAAGGUGACCACAGUGGCCUCUGCCCAGAAGUCCAGUCAGAUCGGAAGCACUCAGCUGCUGAAGAGACACGUGCAGCGGACAGAGGCUGUGCUGACCCACAAACAGGCUCAAGUUCCUGUUUCAUCAGAACAAACGGAGGAAGCCGAGAAAGAGGAUCUCAGGGUCCAGCUGAAGCGGCACCAUCCCUCCAGUCCUCUUCCUGGCAGUAAGACCUCCAAGCGACCGAAGAUCAAGGUGUCCCUUAUCUCCCAAGGGGACACAGCUGGAGGGCCUUGUACUCCUUCCCAAGGAGGAGCUCCAGAAGCCGCAGGAGGGAAGCCCAUCACCAUGACACUGGGGCAAGCUUCCACAGGGGCCAAGGAGCUCACAGGGCUUCUCACCACAACCAAGUCAAGUGCUGCUGAAGGGGGAGUCUCAGCCAGCCCAGCGUCCUCAGUGGUCUCUAGCAGCACUGCUCCCAGUGCCUUGCACACACUCCAGAGCCGCCUGGUGGCCACCUCUCCUGGCAGCUCCCUCCCAGGGGCCGCAUCAGCCAGCAGCCUCCUCCAAGGCCUCAGCUUCAGCUUGCAGGAUAUCAGCAGCAAGACCUCUGGCCUCCCAGCAAACCCCUCUCCCGGGCCAGCCCCACAGGCCACCAGUGUGAAGUUGCCCACCCCCAUGCAGAGCCUGGGUGCCGUCACCACGGGCACCAGCACCAUUGUCCGUACCAUUCCUGUGGCCACCACUCUCUCCUCCUUGGGUGCCACUCCUGGUGGGAAGCCCACAGCCAUCCACCAGCUGCUGACCAAUGGGGGCCUCGCCAAGUUGGCAAGCAGCCUCCCUGGCCUGGCUCAGAUCUCUAACCAAGCCUCAGGCUUGAAGGUCCCCACCACCAUCACUCUGACACUACGUGGCCAGCCCAGCCGAAUCACCACACUGAGCCCCAUGGGCUCAGGAGCAGCCCAAUCAGAAGAGCCCACCUCCCAGGCGCUGCCCUCCAGCUCACAGCGCCUGCCUCCAGCGCCCUGAAGAUGCCAUGCGAUAUGUCCUCCUUUACCAGGUUGGUGACGGCUGCUGCACGGUGAGGCCUGGCACGUGUGCUGUCCUGCUGAGCUGUACACUUGUCUGAAGACCUCUUUAGGACAGUCAUUUUUGCCUCUCUGCCAACUGUCUUCAGGACUGGGCCUCUGGGUCUUACGUAACCAUUAGACAAGGUGAUAUGGCGCCAGCAGGGGGGGGCCUUGUCCUUUAGCAUCUGCAGGUCUGGUUCCCAGAAUCUCCAGGUCCUCAGCAGAUCUGGCCGUGUAUGGAUUGGAGGCACUUCUUCCCCAGCAUUAGCUGUAACUUGACCCAAGUAGCAGUGUGGGACUGCUCACUGCAUUUUAAUAAAGGAGCUCCCCUUCGAAGUCUGUACUGCCCCGUGCCAAGUUGGGAGGAGAUGUCCGUGUGGUCUGGGACUGAGAGCCCUGUGCUGAGGACCGGGAUCAUUCUGGCCCACUGGCCGGUGGUUCAGUGCCAGAAGGGCUUGUUUUGCACAUCACUGUUGCCUUCACCAAGCAGCCAUGGGAGAGUGCUCCCCGUGCAGCUCCCUCCUUACGAGCCACACUGGAUACUGAGUACCUGCUGAGACCUGGGAACUCCUCAUUUCAAACCCACGAUAGGGCACAGAGAACUGGGCUGUCAUCUUUCAGUCCCUUUGGUCACCUGUAGAUGUUGGGACCAGCAGUCGCCAGGAGGUGAAAGCUGGCUUCUUUCUUUUUUCCAUCAUGCUUUGGGCAGUUCUUGUAUCCAGAAAGCCUGCAGGUCCAGAAAGGCUGAAGAAGAGGAAGGGAACAGCAGAUGAAGUGGCUUGAAGGACACGUCAGUGGUGAAAGCGAUUUGGGCUUGAGGCUUAGCAUCUGGUACCUAAGGAGCCGUUGAUUCAACUGGAGAUGAGAAGAAUUUGCCAAGCCAGAGGAGAGAAACCUCAGCCCCUGAAAUUUCUGUCUCCAGUGCUUGGAAGUGGAACAGGGAUAACUGCUAAGUUAACAUCCUGGCCGUCCCAUGAAGCUCAGGCAUCAGGAUGACGAAGGCCGUGCUUCAGUGUUUCUGUUUCAGCUCUGUGCAACUUUUUGUCCUCUUGCUUAGAAGUGGGAAAAUUAUUGGUAUUGACUCUGCUGUGCAGGGCUCUUGGUACCAGCCUGAGCCCUGGAGGUGGAGGUCCCUGGAGAAGUGAUCACUGAAGAUGGAGCUCUGAGCACCUCCUUACCUCCUCACAAUACUUGUGUGCAAAAAGUAUUUUAGAUUUGGCUGACAGCCUGUCCUCCAGAGCAGGCUCCUUUCCCUUCCAUACUCUAGAAUGUUCCAGCCAAGGCGAUGAAUAAGGCAACCCAGAUAUAACUCUUCAGUAUCUGUACUGAAGGCAGGGAGGGCCCACAGCGUACCGUGGCUGGACUUGUGGUCCAGGGUCCUGACCCGUAUUGUGCAUUGUAUAUCCAAACCAGGCCACCUGCAUUCAAUCCAGGAGCCUCACCUCCAGUAUGAGUGGCAGCCAGGAAGGAGUACACAGUGUGCAGGAGUCUCAGACAAGGCCAUUUGGGGUGGUACAGGCAGGGCCAGGGGAGUGUGUAUGAUAGGAGUGGAGUGGGCAGAUUAUACACCAUACGCUUCCUCCCCAACCUCCUGCAGAGCUGGUCUCAGCAGUGAUUCACACAGAAUUAGGCUGCGUCCCUGUACUAGCUGGCAGGUAGCUGCUUUCUGAAAUUCAGGAGGCGUUUAGUAAGUUGGAGGAAGAUACGAAAUCUGAAAGAGACAUCCAGUGUCAGGGGUUUAAUAACUUUACAGGUAAGAUAGUAACACACCAAUAGGAAUUGAGGACGGUGAAACUGAGACUAUGUGAAGUUUUAGGAAUCAUUCAGGACAGAGGUUCCUGAACAACCCAUUCAUGACUUAAGAGUGCAGUCUAGACAGCACUGGAGCGGCUGCUCCUGAAAGAUGCUGGCCCUGUGUGUGCUGGGGCCAAAGGAGAAACUAACGCAUCAUCCUGCAUUUGCGUAAAUCCUAGUGUGCUUCCCAUGGAUGAUUUCCUGAGGCUUGUGUGUACACCUUGAAGAAUGCCAAAAGGAGAAGGGAAGUUGUAAGAACAUUGAUUCUUCUGCACCCUGGAGGGACAGGCUAAAGGAGGAAGUGGUUGAAGUCUAUACAGUCGUGUUCCCCAAUUCCAUACUUCUGCAGCCCUUGAAGUGUAAAAGGAAGCUUUCCUCUGCCUAUCAUGUAGCAAACCUGGAGUCCAUAACCUCAGAAGGUGAUAACUACUGGCCGAAAGUGUAGAAGGAUCAAGAGGGCUUUAGUUGAUUUCUCGGAUGACAGAUACAUGUUGAUGCUCUAUGGAAGAUGUCCUUGUCUUGAGAAGAGGUCACUGAUGGAGGAAGACCUGUCUGUCCUUGGCUCUACCACUAGAACAGUCUUGGGCUGGAUGGGUUAUAGAGCUGAGCUGCUGUGACGGUUCUGUUCUUCCAUUAGCCAAAACAAUUAAAAAUAAAAACAAAUUUGGAUUGCUUCAAUG